CGCUUCAAAUUAGAGGAGACUCCACUGAAGCCCCUCUCAACUGUCCCGUUUCGUCGCGAUCCUGACUUUGUCGAUCAUGGAACACUACUCGAGCAGAUUGAUAAAAAGGCCACUGUGCCGGGAUCAAGGACGGUGCUUGUUGGCUUGGGAGGAGUUGGGAAAUCGCAGCUUGCGAUCGAAUAUUCGUAUCGAGUACGAGUGCGAUCUCCCGAGGCAUGGGUCCUCUGGAUACAUGCGAGUAAUGAAGCCCGCUUUGAAAAAGGCUGCAGGCAUAAUGCCGAACUACUCGGUAUUCCGGGUUAUCAGGACCUCAAAACAAAUUUAUAUCAACUCUUACGUGAUUGGCUACUGAAGACAGAGCGAAGGUGGCUGCUUGUCUUUGAUAAUCUCGACGAUGACGAUUUCCUGCGAUGUAACUCUCAGCCCACACCAGAUAACAACCUACUGCUGCCGAUUUGGGAAUACUUCCCCCAAAGCUUGCAAGGUUCCAUUCUUAUAACUAGUCGAAGCAAGCGGGUGGCAUUGGACAUAGUGGAGGACAACGACAUUAUCAGAGUUGAACCGAUGGACAAGUCUCGUGCGACAGAUCUUUUAAAGACGAAGCUUGGAAACAUGGAAAUCGAGCGCGAUAAACAUGAUACCCUCAGCGAUUUGAGCAAGGAAUUAGACUUUAUGCCUCUCGCCAUGGCGCAAGCAGCUGCCUAUAUCAGGCGAAGGGUGCCUUUCCUGUCUGUCGAGCAAUAUCUGUCGAAAUUUCGGGGAAGUGACCAUCAGCAGGUGGCUCGUCUUCUUGUUGAGCAUGAAGGCAUGAACCUCCGCAGAGAUCACGAAGCCAAAAACUCGAUACUUAUGACUUGGCAAAUUUCGUUGGACCAUAUACAACAAGUUUGUCCUGCGGCAGCCGACUUGCUGGCUUUGAUGAGUUUCUUUGAUAGGCAAGGAAUUCCUGACUUUAUGCUUCGAAGAAGUCAGGGGGUAUUGACCAACUCUCAAGCAGGGUCCAGGCUACAUGAGGAUCAAGCUUUCGACAACGGUGAUCCAAGCGAGAUCACAUAUAAGCACGGUGCGGCCAACCAAUACGAGGCCAGUUUAUGUACGGGGUUUAUCCUUCGAAAGGUCGAGAACCACUGA
Messenger RNA from Penicillium cataractarum, 1131 nucleotides. RefSeq lists its product as uncharacterized. The annotation marks the transcript as partial. The record is from RefSeq and is a predicted model, not a curated record. The transcript has 2 exons. Lineage: Eukaryota; Fungi; Ascomycota; Eurotiomycetes; Eurotiales; Aspergillaceae. Gene Ontology annotation, molecular function: ADP binding.